Molecule: messenger RNA, 4802 nt
Organism: Ceratosolen solmsi marchali
Lineage: Eukaryota; Metazoa; Arthropoda; Insecta; Hymenoptera; Agaonidae
Gene: rdgB
Product: retinal degeneration B
Exons: 24
Coding region: 565-4404 (1279 amino acids)
Biological process (GO): phospholipid transport
Cellular component (GO): cytoplasm
Molecular function (GO): metal ion binding; phosphatidylcholine intramembrane carrier activity; phosphatidylcholine binding
Source: RefSeq, a predicted model, not a curated record
AUACCGAGUGAGUUGAAUUUUCAUCCAUUGUAUAAAUGGCAUGAUGUGUUACAUAUGAUUAUUAUUAUUUCGGCAACUGCGAUUGCAAUCUACAAGUACGAUAAAUGCUACGAGUUCUUGUCUACUCCAUGAAUGACUUUGAAAGCAAUAUUAAUCUCGUAAGUAAGCUUAUUAAUCGAACAAGAUGACAAGCGAAUGUACGGGAGAAAAGCACGGGAGUAUAGUUUUCUUGUUACGAAUAUACUCAUACAGAGUCCGUUAACGAAUAAUACUAAAUAUAAAAAAGUAUAAAUCAGAAAAAAUAAACUGUAAACAGUGUAUACAGCAAUUUAUUCUUUUUCCUUGAAAGAAACGAUGUAAUAAACAGUAAUAAACGACGGACAAUUACACGAAAUUAAAUACGCAUCUAAGCCGAAUACACGAUGAAAAAGUCAAUAAGUAAAGGAAGCUGAAAUGAAGAGUAAUAUAAGGAGCUUAUCCUGCCCACUAUCGUACACUUUUUAAUAAGGAAUCACGCCCGAGACUCAUUAGAAGUAGUGAUCAAUAGAAGAGGAGGCCAUCAAGAUGUUGAUUAAAGAAUAUCGAAUACCUCUUCCACUUACCGUGGAAGAGUACAGAAUUGCUCAACUGUACAUGAUAGCCAAAAAGUCGCGAGAAGAGAGUAAAGGUGCGGGUAGCGGCGUUGAGAUAAUUGUCAACGAGCCUUACGCAGAUGGUCCCGGUGGUAAUGGACAAUAUACCCAUAAAAUUUACCACGUGGGUAGUCACUUACCCGGUUGGUUCAAAAGUCUCCUACCCAAAUCAGCUCUUAUGGUUAAGGAGGAAGCAUGGAAUGCCUAUCCUUAUACGAAGACCCGCUAUACUUGCCCCUUUGUCGAGAAAUUCUCUGUUGAGAUAGAAACUUACUAUUUUCCAGAUAAUGGGCAUCAAGAGAAUGUCUUUAAACUCAGUGGUAGUGACCUUAGAAAUCGAGUCACAGAUGUAAUUGAUAUUGUAAAGGAUCAGUUAACCGGUGCUGAUUAUAUUAAAGAAGAAGAUCCGGUAUUAUAUAUCUCUGAAAAAACUGGCAGAGGUCCAUUAACAGACAAUUGGCUUGAAGACUUUUGGGCCGACGUCAAAGGAAAACUUCAACCUACUUCUUCAGGAAAGUCAUUAAUGUGCGCUUACAAACUGUGCCGUGUUGAGUUUCGUUAUUGGGGCAUGCAGACGAAGCUUGAAAAGUUUAUCCAGGAUAUAGCUUUGAGAAAAACAAUGGUACGUGCUCAUCGUCAGGCUUGGGCCUGGCAAGACGAAUGGGAUGGUCUGACCAUGGAGGAUAUUCGAGAAAUCGAGCGUCAAACACAGCUAACACUGCAGGCUAAAAUGGGCUUGACUGAAUCAAAUGAGAAUCUUGUCGAUGGCAAAUCCCAAGAUGCUGACAAAGUGAAUGCGACAAUCACGUCCCAGGAUUCGGUACAAGUAGCUAAGACACUGGCUGCAACGCUCGGUAGCAUCGAAAAGAAUGAGGAUCUACAAAGUCCAACUGCACUUCGUAAGCCAUCGGAUAUUCCUAUCAUCAAUACAGCAAUGAGCUCCGAGGGUGAGGCCAGUUUUGAGGAUUCUCCUACUGAAGUGCUGUCAUCAAGAAAAGUUGAAAAAUUAGUAAAAGUCGAAAAGGAUAAGAUGUGGAAGAGUAAUUCAUCCUUACAUUCGCCAAGUUCGACCAAAAGUUUUGAUGCUCAAAUAGCGAACUGGCGAAUGGAAAGUAUCGUGCGUGAAUCCGAAUCUGGAAGCGAUGAGGAAUUUUUCGACUGUCAAGAUAAUAGAUUUCUAAAAAUUCUUUACGAUCUGGUAUCCAAGAUGUUUUCUUUUAUGUGCAUUCUCUCUUUCUUAAUUGUCGCACGCACAAUUUCUACAGCAACGUCUGGAUUCAUUAUACCUAUUAUAUUAAAAGCUGAAGAGGAGGAUUCAGCAUCACCAAGUGUCCCAGAUGUCAAUACUCAAGACGACACUAUAUUCUCAUAUUCAUAUCUUCAACGAGUGGCAAGUGAACGCACCGGUAGACGACUGCAAAUACGAACUUCGGCUAGCAUUGACGUCUCCUGUCCAGCUUCACCUCAAUACUCUCCCACACAUCAGCCGUGCAGUACUACUGUUCUUCUUAUCAUUUUGCAUGCUGGCAGUGUUUUAGAUGCAAAUGUAGAUUUAACAGCUAAAAAAUCAGAUAUAACAACGUUCAAAGGAGCUUUUGAAUCGGUAAUAAGGCAACAUUAUCCGACAAUGGUUGGUCAUAUAGCAAUAAAAUUUGUUUCCUGCCCGUCGAUAUGCACUGAAGGUCUCGGGAUACUAUCUAGUCUUAGUCCAUAUAGUUUCGAUGUAUCACCAUCAUGUAUGGAUACACCACAAAUAACGCAUGAUACGAUACCGAUUGGUGCUAUUCCUCUACUCGCUACAUCAACUCACGAUUACCCGGAUGCGGUCACACGAGUUAUCAAUGGCACAAAUCAGGUCUAUCAAGAAUUUAUCAGGUGCGAAGAAGGGCGAGGUUUUAACGGACAGAUUUGCUUUAUCGGUGACUCCGUUGGUUCAAUCUUAGCCUACGAUGCACUCUGCAGAUCAUCGCAAUUUCAGUCUCGACACGAUAGUGAAAACAGCAUUUUAAAUAAUGACAAUCAUGAGUAUAACGGAGGAUACGAAGAUGGGAAACAUCUUGCGGCACCCAUACCCAGGAGAAGAUCUUCUUGUACUAGUGAUAAUUCUCAUCAAUGUAAACUGGAUUUUGAUGUCAGCGAUUUUUUUAUGUUUGGCAGUCCAUUAUCACUAGUUUUAGCAUAUAGGAAGAUAUCCUCAAUAGGGGAGAAAACUAAUAAUAUAAAUAAACCUUGCGUGAAUCAAGUUUACAAUUUAUUUCAUCCAAGCGAUCCAGUAGCUGCUCGAUUGGAGCCAUUAAUCUCGGCACGUUUCUCUUUGUUGCCACCAGUAAAUGUUGCACGAUAUCAAAAAUAUCCUCUUGGUAAUGGCCAGCCAUAUCAUUUAUUGGAAACAUUACAAACUAAUCCUCAACUGUUUACUGAUGGACUGAACGUUCCCAGUAUUACAAUGUCUCAUCUAAGAAGAUUAUCAGAUAUAUCAAUUCAUAGUACUAUGUCGAGUAUUGAUACUGUACCACUUCAAGCUGUAUCUUCUCUUACUCAUAAGUGGUGGGGCACCAAGAGGAUAGAUUAUGCCUUAUAUUGCCCUGAAGGACUUGCGAAUUUUCCUACAAAUGCUUUACCUCAUUUAUUUCACGCAAGUUACUGGGAAUCUUCAGAUGUUAUAGCAUUUAUCGUUCGACAAAUUGGUAGAUUUGAUUUACAAUUGUUAGAUAAUGAUGAAAAAGAACUUACCGGUUUCCGUCCAGGCCAACCUAGAGAAAAAUGGAAUAAAAAACGAACCUCUGUUAAAUUAAAAAAUGUUGCUGCAAAUCAUCGAGCUAAUGAUGUUAUUGUUAGAGAUGGGACACCACAAAUAUUGGUAGCUAGAUUCAUGUAUGGGCCUAUAGGAGUAAUAGCAUUAACUGGCGAAAAAAUAGAUAUUCAUAUAAUGAAAGAUGUUAGAUUAGGUGAAUGGAUUUUUUAUUCAACUGAAAUAACGGAUAAAAAUGGUAGAAUAAUUUAUCAGAUUCCAGAUGAUAAAACCUUAGGAUAUGGACUUUAUCCGGUAAAAAUGAUAGUAAGAGGUGAUCAUACGUCUGUAGAUUUUUUUAUGACUGUAAUUCCACCAAAAACAGAAUGCGUGGUCUUUAGUAUUGAUGGUUCUUUUACGGCAAGUGUAUCUGUAACAGGGAGAGAUCCUAAAGUUAGAGCGGGUGCCGUAGAUAUCGUUAGGCAUUGGCAAGAACUGGGAUACUUAAUUAUUUAUAUAACCGGAAGACCAGACAUGCAACAACAUAAGGUCGUAUCAUGGCUCUCACAACACAACUUUCCACAUGGUCUUGUAUCUUUUGCUGAUGGUUUAUCUACCGAUCCAUUAGCACAUAAAGCUGCAUAUCUUAAAAAUUUAAUACAGGAACAUGGCGUAAUAAUUCAUCACGCAUACGGAAGUAACAAAGAUAUAAGUGUAUAUACGUCGAUAAACCUGCAACCGAGCCAAAUUUUCAUUAUUGGAAAAGUGCCACGUAAAAAUCAUGCGUUAUCUACCGUUUUACACGAGGGUUACGCUGCACACCUGAGCAUGCUUCAAGCAUACGGCGGUUCACGACCUGCUCAGGGCAAUGCGCGCAUGGUUAUACCUAGAGGGCAGUUCGGUCUACCCGGACAAAAUGCCUCGUUACGACGAAGAAGUAACGACACAGCAGUCAACUCGCCAGCGCGCAGCAGUGUAUACUUAAAAGGAAAGACCAACUUAGUCACAUCUAAUACUCGACUAUUAUCUACGAACAAUUAACUUAUUAACAUUGGUACCUUUCGUGAAGAUAUGUCGCGUUCAACCAGUGAAAUAGAACUUUUAAAACCAAAGUGACAAAGAGAAAAUCAGACAGCCUACUACUACUACUACUAUUACUACUACUACUGUCAUCCCUACAUUCUGUUAGUUCGUUCAUUUAUAAUCAACCUUAAGAAAGCGUAAAAACAUUCAUGCCCAAGAUUUGUGUCGGUUAGUUCAGAAAUGUUUUAGUUUUUUUUUUUUUCAACUGUUGGAAUGAACUCGAUACUCACUUUAACGACCAAGGUAAAUAGAGAAUCUUGGCCAUCAUUUACAGUAUACAUUUUUUCUUAAAUGUUUUAAUGUAUAGUUAUAAUAUCUAAGCAAUGACUUUCCACCAAAAUUCUCUAAUAUUUUCU